AUGGCCAAGGUCAGCAAGGCUCUCCACUCCUCGAGACGCAAGUCUCGCAAGGCUCACUACAGCGCUCCUUCAAGCGUCCGAAGGAACGUCAUGAGCGCCCCUCUCAGCAAGGAGCUGCGUGAGAAGUACAACGUCCGCAGCAUCCCCAUCCGCAAAGACGACGAGGUCCUCAUCGUCCGUGGCUCUAACAAGGACAAGGAGGGCAAGGUCACCUCCGUCUACCGUCUCAAGUACGUCAUCCACGUCGAGCGUGUCACCCGCGAGAAGACCUCCGGCCAGAGUGUGCCUCUGGGCAUCCACCCCAGCAACGUCGUCAUCACCAAGUUGAAGCUCGACAAGGACCGUGAGAGCAUCCUGGAGCGCAUCAAGGCCGGCCGCGAGACCAAGGGCAAGACCGGUGCCAAAUAA
Messenger RNA from Phaeoacremonium minimum UCRPA7, 408 nucleotides. RefSeq names its product putative 60s ribosomal protein l26 protein. Bases 1 to 408 code for a protein of 135 amino acids. Gene Ontology annotation, molecular function: structural constituent of ribosome; RNA binding. The record is from RefSeq and is a predicted model, not a curated record. Gene Ontology annotation, biological process: cytoplasmic translation; ribosomal large subunit biogenesis. The transcript is spliced from 3 exons. Gene Ontology annotation, cellular component: cytosolic large ribosomal subunit. Lineage: Eukaryota; Fungi; Ascomycota; Sordariomycetes; Togniniales; Togniniaceae.